GGCGUAUUCGGACAGUGUUACUCGCCAAAUAGCGGCGCACCUACACCUACUGUAAUAGAUCAUCUAGAUGACACACAAUUGGAAUUACUUCGUUUAGAACUUACCAGAUUGGCAAAACAAGACCUUGAUUGGUCAGAUCAACGCUCACAAUGUGUGCUUUCCUACUUCAAGCUAUCCAUGUAUUAUGGAUUACAGUACGAUCCCGAUUUUUGUCAAGUACGAAAUCCAGCAAAUAUCUGGGCUUUAAUACAGUUGAUCGAAAUGGGUUUGAACGAUAAUGAAGUUGGCAGCAAUGGCAUGUCGGGUAUUGAGCAAAUUGACCAAAAUGGUGAAAACUAUUCAAAUGACGAGAAUGCAGUUGAUGGAAGUAAUGAUCAAAUCAUUGUCGAUGAGGCAACCUACCGUAAACUUACCAUACCAUUCCAGCCCAUAAUUCCUGGAAGUGAAAAUGAUGGCACCGUAGACGGAAUAGUACCGCUAGAACAACAACAGCAACAAUCACAGCAAGAAGUAGAUAAUUCGGAAAAUGAGACCGCUGGCACCGAAGCUGGAGCAGACGCGGCUGCACCAGAAGAGGACAUCCAGAGCAUUUUGGAGCGAAUUCAAGGACCACCACCACAGCUUGAUAUUGAUGGUUAG
Molecule: messenger RNA, 639 nt
Organism: Cylicostephanus goldi
Lineage: Eukaryota; Metazoa; Nematoda; Chromadorea; Rhabditida; Strongylidae
Source: the annotation of a GenBank genome assembly